This is a messenger RNA of Misgurnus anguillicaudatus (oriental weatherfish), 864 nucleotides long. The record is from RefSeq and is a predicted model, not a curated record. NCBI's taxonomy places the organism in Eukaryota, Metazoa, Chordata, Actinopteri, Cypriniformes, Cobitidae.
GUAUAAAAACACCUUUGAAGACUUCAAACGGGGUGCUGGUGGUAUACUUUGUGUACGCUGUGUUGCUGCUUUGCAGACGGACCACGCUGGUCGGAUCGCUCUCCUGGGGAAGAGAGGAAGAGACAAUCAGCUGACGAAGGAAUAUUGUGGAGUCUCAGUGAGAAAGAGUGGACACAGAGCCAUCAAGAGCGCAGUGAACAGAGGUUAUUGGCAACAAAGCUUCGUCUCCGCUGUACCAACAGAAGCCAAACUUACUAAACUGGAAGCUCAUCCAACAGCUCAUCUUGAACUUGGGCACACGGAGAAAGUUUUUCCUUGGGCUGGAACAAAUGAUUUGAGCUCUUGUGAAACUAUUUUAACAAAGAAGCUUCAAAAUCUCCAGUUACAGAUGAAAGGGUUGCAUCCCAGCAGUGUGGAGCGCUCGGCCCCAUUUUUACUUACACCACCAAACCCACUGCAAAACCUUGAGCUGAUGGAUCCUGAAACAGACCAGCAGGAGACGAUAUCACACCAUCAGACCUCCAAAUACCUUACUGAUAUCAAACAAGAAGGUGAGGGUGAUGAGGAAGAUGUGUUUGUGCUGGAGUUGCAGAGAGGAUCAUGUGGUUUGGGUCUGGCAUUGGUAGAUGGACAGGAAACACCAUUUAAAGUCAAUGGAAUAUACAUCAAAUCCGUAAUGCCGGAAUCUCCUGCUGCUUUGUCCCAGCGGCUGAGACCAGGGGAUCGUAUUCUAGCAGUGAAUGGACUCAGUCUGGUUGGGGUGGACUACCAAACUGGCAGGGAGCUCAUUCAGACAUCAGGAGACAGACCCCGAUUACUAGUUGCCAAAUCUGACAGAAAUACAAGAGAAGCAUAACAUUCCUC